Messenger RNA from Ctenopharyngodon idella (grass carp), 2742 nucleotides. RefSeq names its product transketolase b (gene tktb). Gene Ontology annotation, molecular function: thiamine pyrophosphate binding; transketolase activity. Bases 178 to 2055 code for a protein of 625 amino acids. The transcript has 14 exons. The record is from RefSeq and is a predicted model, not a curated record. Lineage: Eukaryota; Metazoa; Chordata; Actinopteri; Cypriniformes; Xenocyprididae.
ACGUAACGCUUCUCUUAAAAGCUACAGCGCACCACGUUACCCGCGUCCCACACCGUGCUCGGCUCUGGUGGUUAUUGCGUUUAUCUCAGUAAUUACAGAUUAACGUAGAAUCAGAAGAGUUUAUUUGGGUUACAGCACUCGCGUUUACUUCAUCUCAUUUACCCACACAGCUGAAACAUGAGCUAUCACAAACCCGACGAGAAAACUCUGCAAGGCCUGAAAGACAUCGCGAACAAGCUCAGGAUUCACUCCAUCAAGGAAACAUGCGCCUCAAACUCCGGACAUCCCACCUCGUGCUGCAGCGCUGCAGAGCUCAUGUCAGUGCUGUUCUUCCACACCAUGCGUUACAAAGCUGACGAUCCUCGUAACCCCUGCAAUGACCGCUUCAUCUUGUCCAAGGGUCAUGCUGCACCCAUUCUGUAUGCUGCCUGGACAGAGGCUGGAUACAUCAAAGAGUCUGAGCUGCUGAACCUGCGUAAGGUCGACUCUGACUUGGAGGGUCACCCCACUCCUAAACUAUCGUUUGUGGAUGUGGCGACAGGUUCUCUUGGCCAGGGUUUGGGUGCUGCCUGCGGUAUGGCCUACACCGGAAAAUACUUCGAUAAAUCUAGCUACCGUGUGUUCUGCCUGAUGGGAGAUGGUGAGUGUUCAGAAGGAUCUGUGUGGGAAGCCAUGGCUUUUGCCUCCUAUUACAAGCUUGACAAUCUGGUGGCCAUUAUUGAUGUGAACCGUCUGGGCCAGAGUGAAGCAGCACCACUGCAGCACGACGUGAACGCCUUCAAGGGGCGCUGCGAGGCUUUCGGCUUCAACACUUAUGUGGUGGACGGCCAUGAUGUGGAGGAGCUGUGCAAGGCUAUGUGGCAUGCCAAACAAAUAAAAGGGAAGCCCACUGCCAUUGUAGCCAAAACUUUUAAGGGCAAAGGCCUCAAAGGCAUUGAGGAUCUGGAUAACUGGCAUGGGAAGCCUAUGCCUAAAGACCGUGCGGAUGAGCUGAUUAAUGACCUUCUGAGUCAGAUCCAGUCCCCCAAUAAGCCCCUCCACCCUCAACAGCCCAAUGAUGAUGCUGCUCCAGCCGACCUCACCCCCAUCCACCUGCUCACAGCUCCAGAAUACAAGAUCGGAGACAAGAUAUCCACUAGGAAGGCUUAUGGGGUUGCCCUGAAGAAGAUGGGAGAUGCCAGCCCUCGUGUGGUGGCCCUGGAUGGUGACACCAAGAACUCAACCUUCUCUGAUAUCUUCAGGAAGGCCCAUCCCGAACGCUACAUUGAGUGCUUCAUUGCCGAGCAGAACAUGGUGAGUGUGGCUAUUGGUUGUGCCACUCGUGAUCGCACGGUUGCAUUCGCCAGCACUUUUGCCGCAUUCUUUGCUCGUGCCUAUGACCACAUCCGUAUGGCAGCGAUCUCCCAGUCUAACGUCAACCUGGUCGGCUCUCACUGUGGCGUUUCCAUUGGUGAGGAUGGCCCUUCACAGAUGGCACUGGAGGAUCUCGCAAUGUUCCGCGCUGUUCCAACAUGCACAGUGUUUUACCCCAGUGAUGGAGUAUCUACUGAGAGAGCUGUGGAACUUGCAGCCAAUACAAGGGGUAUCUGUUUCAUCCGCACCAGUCGACCUGACACUGCAGUCCUCUAUGAUGCUGAAGAGAAAUUUGAAAUUGGCAAAGCCAAGGUGGUGCGGCAGUCCAAAAAAGAUCAGGUGACUGUCAUUGGAGCUGGAGUAACACUGCAUGAGGCUCUGGAAGCAUAUGAACAACUGGCCAAAGAAGGUGUGAACAUUCGGAUUAUCGACCCAUUCACCAUUAAGCCCCUGGAUGCCUCUACUAUUGUGGAAAGUGCUCGUGCCACAGGAGGAAGGGUGAUCACUGUAGAGGACCACUACAAAGAGGGUGGUCUGGGCGAGGCUGUCCUGUCUGCAGUGGGUGAAGAGCCUGGCAUUGUGGUGCACCGGCUGGCCGUGAGCCAUGUUCCUCGUAGCGGCAAACCGCAGGAGCUUCUGGACAUGUUUGGCAUCAGUGCCAAAUGUAUCGUUGCUGCCGUCAAGCGUACUUUUGCCAACUGAAACUCUUUGAACCACCCUAAGCUACACCCUUCCUCUUUCUCCAUUCCUAACUCAGACCCAAGAGACAAGCUCACCACACAUCCGUGUCAUUCCAGAGGCUCACAACUUGCAGAUAUACCUAACUUUGUAGUGUGUGAAAAUUCUCUAACUUGUGCACUAUAGUCAAUAGUGUCGCCCAUUGCUGUGAAAUGCUUUCAUUUUGCGUCAUUAUCAGGUUUGCCUUCUUGAAAUCUUUAAUACUGCAUUAAUAGUGGGUUUAAAGGUUUGUAAGGUUAUCAGAGUGUAUCCUUGGAUUAAAUCAGAGUGCAUUCCAGUUGACAUUUUCUGACCAUCAUUUAAAAGACCAUUUCACCUUGUCAUUUCAUAAUUUUCCUAGCUUUAACUCGGUAUGCUUCCUGUAGUUAUUACAAGCCAGUAUCCUGAAAAAAUGAAAUAUUAAUUUGGUGAUAAUGGUGCGUGAAGGUGCUUUCAGGGAGUAAUAAAGUAUGAUUUUUUUUUUUUUUUUUUAUUGCUGUUGCAUAAACUACUGCACAACCCUGUUUUGGAAAGUUAGUACCUGAGUGGUUUGAUUUUGGUGACUUGAAAUGUAUCAUGUUACUGAGACACCCUCACUGUUGUUGCUUGUUUAAACCUGUAGUUUUCACUGAAUUUGAUGUAAUGUGUUAAUAAAUUUGACUGCCCAGCCAA